UUUUUUUAAUCGACAAAAUUAUGUUGUACGUGGCUAAGCUUUCCCGAAUUUUUAUAAAUUAAUUCGGUUCGAUCAAUUUAUCAUCGUAUUAUAUUACGGUAAUAAAAUUUCAAAGCAAAGCCACAUCGAACAAUUGUUCGCUCCCGAAUUCAUCUUUUAAAAUAUGAAAAGAGGUUAAGAAAGGUUAAGGAAAUUUAAAUGUGGCUUAUGUUUAUCAUAUAUCAUAUGUACAUAUAUACACCUAUAUAUAUAUCAUAUCUAUCAUAAUAAAAUUAAUUUUCACACGAAUCGCUAGAAGAAAAAAAAUCAAAAUGAAAAGAAGAAAGGCUCAGAAUGCUGAAAGAACGCCGUAUAAUAUUGCUGCUAUAUUGCAACUUGGAUUAAUCGUGUUUGAUUUUGUAAUGGAUAUUCUUUUCGCGUCUAAAAAGGCUCCUGAAGUAACGAACCUCUUUAUUCCAAAUACCAUAAUAUUAAUUCUAUCAUUAACAAUAAAUUUUAUACUCGCAUUAUAUAUAAUAACAAAUGAAAAAUAUUUAAAUCAAGAUUUUGCAAAAUGGUCAAACUCACAUAAGACAGUUAUAUCAAUUUUCGCCUUAAUUUCAAGUGCUGAUAUUGAAGCAUUAAAUAUUUUGCAAAGUUUUGGUUUUUUUAAAAGUGAUUUUAGUGAACAAACUACGGGAAAAAUUUUUUGGGGUGCUUGUUUAGAUAUUUUUAUUGAAGAUAUACCUCAGCUCAUAAUUCAAAUAUUAUAUUUUCGAAGUGUACUUUAUUAUGAUGUAAUAUCUUUAUUAACAUUGGCUUCAUCUAGUUUAACGCUUACAGUACACAUAAUUGGUAGAUUUUAUCAGACAAUACGUCCAUCACGUCCUAAAUCAACAUCUGGUCAUCCUUUACAAAUACACAAACGUGAAAUUCAAUCUUCAGAUCAAGGAAAGGAAAGUAGUAAAGGAAAAUUACCAGAAGUUGUAGUUGAUACUCAGAAGGCUGAUGAUAAUAAAGAACUUCUUAAAAAUCGUAGUUCUAUUAGUAGUUUUAAAGAAGUGUUGCCUUAAAUUAAAAAAAUAAGAAGGGAAGGGAGGAAAAGAGAAAAGAGAGAAUUAUUCAUACGUGUAUAUAUUUAUUAUUAUUAUUAUUAUUAUUUUUUUUAUAAAACAUUUUAUAUAUUUAAAUUUAUAAUGUCGGUAGAAGCUAUGGCUUUACUUAAAAAAGUAUAAAGUUACAUAAGCCAAAGUAAUUAUAUAAAUUAAUAGGUUUGUUACCUGAUA
Messenger RNA from Rhizophagus irregularis DAOM 181602=DAOM 197198, 1265 nucleotides. RefSeq lists its product as uncharacterized. NCBI's taxonomy places the organism in Eukaryota, Fungi, Glomeromycota, Glomeromycetes, Glomerales, Glomeraceae. The record is from RefSeq and is a predicted model, not a curated record.